Messenger RNA from Drosophila grimshawi, 8655 nucleotides. It is a transcript of the gene htk, whose product is annotated as pneumococcal serine-rich repeat protein. The coding region runs from base 345 to 8345 and encodes 2666 amino acids. The record is from RefSeq and is a predicted model, not a curated record. Lineage: Eukaryota; Metazoa; Arthropoda; Insecta; Diptera; Drosophilidae. Gene Ontology annotation, cellular component: nucleus. Gene Ontology annotation, molecular function: transcription cis-regulatory region binding. The transcript has 6 exons. Gene Ontology annotation, biological process: regulation of transcription by RNA polymerase II.
AAAAUUUCACUUUAACUUGCAACCAAUAAUAUUUGCAACAGACUAAAAACAUCACAACUGUUGUAGCACAUAGGCGGCGCUGCUUCUGAACACCGCGUAAGUGCAGCAGUGAAUGCAAUUUGAAAAAGAAAACAAACAAAAACGCAACGCGGCAAAUUGUGUGUGUGUGUCAGAAAGGAGGUUGAUCCAUAACGUGGUGGUGGAGGAGGAGGUGAAGGCUCCCUUGGAAAUUGAGACUACCAAGGCCAAUGCAAAGAAUGUAAACAUUUGACUGAAAAUGUACAGCCUCUAUUGAUUAUUACGCACACACAAACGACGAACGCAGUUUUCUACUCACUAACAAUAUGCAGCAAGCUGACGAUCCACCAUCGCUGCCUGUGGGCACCGAGGUGAGCGCCAAAUACAAGGGCGCCUUCUGCGAAGCAAAAGUCAGCAAAGUGGUACGCAACAUUAAGGUGAAGGUUGCCUACAAGCAGGGACUCGGCUCUGGGAUUGUAUCGGAUGAUGCAAUUAAGGCAGCGCCCGGACAACUGCGCGCCGGUGCAACCGUUGAGGUGCGCCAUCCGGAUCGAAAGGAGUGCAUCGAGGCGACAAUAACCAAAAUUCAGGAUUGCUCCCAAUACACGGUCGUCUUCGAUGAUGGCGACAUUACGACGCUGCGUCGCACAGCGCUCUGCUUGAAGAGCGGCAGGCAUUUCAAUGAGAGCGAAACAUUGGAUCAAUUGCCACUGACGCAUCCAGAGCAUUUCGGUAAUCCGGUGGUGGGCGGUCGACGCGGACGACGACGUGGUCAACUCAAUGAUGGCAGCACCGAUGACGAUGACGAGAGCGAUGCCAAGGAGGUGGUCAACGAGAAAGAGGAGCACAUUGGUAAAGUCGUUUGCGUCGAGACCGAAUCCAAGAAAAAGGACAAGGAGAAAUGGUUUCCCGCUCUCGUUGUCGCACCCACCGCCCAGGUCAGCAAGCAGGCCACUGUGCGCAUCCGGGUCAAGGACGAGUAUCUGGUGCGCUCUUUUAAGGAUGGACGCUACUACACGGUGCCGAAGAAGGAGGCGAAUGAAUUUACAAGAGAGAUAGCCAGCAAACAGGAAGUGCCCGCUGUGCUGGCAGCCCUCGAAUUUCUAGACAAGAGCAUUUUGCCUGCCCACUGGGAUCGCGACUCUCUGUUCGGUCUGGCCAAUUUAACGACCGAUGAUGAGGCGGAAAUAGAAUCGGACUCAUCGGACGAUGAGCCGCACGAGGAGAAGGAUCUGUUUGUGGCACAGCUGUACAAAUAUAUGGAUGAUCGUGGCACACCGCUGAACAAGGUGCCAUCGAUCCAAAGUCGCGAUGUGGACCUCUAUCGCCUGUUCCGGGCGGUGCAGAAGCGUGGCGGCUACAAUCGUGUUACCGCCAAGAAUCAAUGGAAAAUGAUUGCCAUGCGACUGGGAUUCACGCCGUGCACGUUUAGCGUUAUGAAUCUGGUGAAGCAGGCCUAUAAGAAAUUCCUGCAACCGUAUGGUGAUUUUCAUCGCAAGCUCGGCUGCUCCAUGCUGAUGACAUCUCGCAACUCCAGUCGCAGCAAGGGUCGCAGCCUGGUCCGUGCCAACUCGGUGGCCUCGCCCAAACCGGCGGAAACCACCAAAAUGGAGAUAAUUAGCAAAUUGGCGAUGGCCAAUCAGGCACUGGCAGCUCUCGGCAGCAGCAGCAGCACAGCAUCAACAACAGCAGCAGCAUCAUCAGCUACAGCAACAACAACAACAGCUGCAGCAGCAGCUGCAACAUCAACAGCAGCAGGAGUCAGCAGUGGGAGUAGCAGCAGCGCCACAGCUGCCACGCCCACUCGCGCUGGCUCCCGGGCAAUCUCACAAUCAGCAGCUGAGGAAUCAGGCAACACUAGCGAGUCCAGUGUGGUUGUGGAGCCGGUGAAGAAACAGCGCAAAGUAUCCGCCGCAGGCAGCGGUGGCAGCAAAGUCAAGAGUCUAGUGGAGAAAUACGAGGAGAAAUCAACAGCAAGCACUACCAAUACCAAUACCACCACCAGCACUACCACCACCACAACUGUCACGCCAGCCACUGCAGCAGGAGCAGCAACAGCAGGAGGAGCAGGAGCAGCAGCAGCAGCAGGCGGAGCAGUAGCUGUUCCAACAGUGGCCACCGCCACCACAUCCAGCGUCGGCAGCACAGCGGUUUCCAUAUCGGCAGCAGCAGCAGCUGCUGCGACAACUGCAGCAGCAGCAACAACAGCAACAGCAAUCAGCGCCAAGGAUGCAAAGGAUGCCGAAGCCGAUAUGCCAUUGGCAAAGAUCAAGGCAGCGGCAGUUUCGACGCGCAACAACAGCAUGGACAAGGAGCCAAGCGGCGCUGGCAGCAAUGCAUCGAGCAAAGCUGCAUCGGAAACGCAACGCAGUCGCGACGCAUCCCCAACAGGAGCAGGAACAGCAGCCGCAUCAGCAACGGCAUCGUCGACGGCACCAACAACAACAGCAGCAUCAGGAGCAGCAGCAGCAGCAGCAAAUAAUUCUGCCGGUGGCCCAACGAAAAAGGAGAAACAUCAACAACGCAAACAAGUGGAGAAAAGCGACGAGAAGCGCGGCAAGCGGAAGAGAGAUGAAAUAACAGUGGAGAAAAUCGACACGGGCGAUUUUAUCGUUGGCAUCGGUGACAAACUCAAAGUGAAUUAUCACGAAAAGAAAUCGCCCAGUUCUCAUGGCAGCACCUACGAGGCGAAGGUCAUCGAGAUUAAUGUGCAGCGCGGCGUGCCGAUGUAUCUGGUGCACUAUACCGGCUGGAAUAAUCGCUACGAUGAGUGGGUGCCCCGCGAGCGCAUUGCCGAGAAUCUAACCAAGGGCUCCAAGCAGAAGCAGCGCACAAUCAGCACCAGCAGCGUCAAUAGCUGCGGUGCACCCACCCAGGCGCCCAAUCCCGGCCAGUUGCCACCAAAGGAUGCAUCUGCCAAGGGGGAACGUGAACAACAGCUACAGCAGCAACAACAACAGCAGCAGCCACCACCAAGCGCCGGCACUGGUGCGUCCUCGAUGCUGCAUUCGGCAUCGAAAACACAAACAACAUCAGCAGGCGUAACACCAGCAACAACGGGUGUUGGCAAACGUGGACGGGGUCGGAGUGAUUCAAUGCCACCGCGAUCCACAACGCCAUCAUCAGUUGCCUCCAAUUCGAGUCGCACCAAAUCGCCAGCUGCCUCACAGUCGCAGCUGAAGCAACGCAAGCGACCAACGCGAAUGCUGCAAGCGGCGAGCAGCAGCAACAGUAGCAACAAUCUGCGACGUCGCAUCUCCGCCUCGGCAUCGAUAUCGGCAAAUGUCUCUGAUGCGUCCAUGGCCACUGAAACGGACAGCGAUUCCGAUGAGCCAGUGCGUCGUCCCAAGCGACUCAGUGUCAAGGAACAACAGCUGAACAAAGCAAAGGCCGCCGCAGCGGCCGCAGCAGCAGCAGCAGCUUCAUCAUCAUCAUCAGCUGGCAAAAAGGGACGCGGCAACAGCGAGCCCAGCGAGGAUAGUGACGAGGAUGAGGAUGAGGAACAGCAACAACCACAGCCACCACUAUCAAAUAAGCAACAGACACCAGCUGCUUCUGCUGCUGCUGCUGCUGCACAGCAGCAAUCGAAACCAUUGCAGCGAUCACGUGCUGGCACUCGCGCAAUGAGCAGUGGAGGAGCAGCCGCCGCCGCCGCCGCUGCUGCUGUUGCUGCUGGGAAGGGGCAGGGACGUGACUAUGACCUCAGCGAGAUACGGUCGCAGCUGAAAGGCUUUCCGCUACAGGAUCGCAAAGAUGCGAUCAAAAGCGAACCGAGCGACACACAAGUCAAACAGGAAGUGACCAAGACCGGCAGCUCCACGGAGCAAUCCUCCGAAACGGAUUCGUAUAUUGACGAGGAUUCGCAAUCAUCCGAUAAGCUCGACUAUCACAAACAAGCAAGCGAAAAAUGCAAGCCCAAAAUAACAGCAGCAAUUCCCGUCAAGAGCGCCGGCAACAUGACGAUUCAGGAAAAGGUGGCCAGCAUGAUCAAUAAGAAAAUGUUUCAACUGCAUGAUGCUGGAUAUGAUGCUGUGGGCCACGACGACGACGAUGACGACGACGAGGAUCGCAAACCGUUCAAAACGGAGCCCAAGGAGGAGACGCCAACGAAGCCUUUUCACAAGGGCGCCGAUAUCAAACCGACAACAACCAUUACACUAAUUGCACCGGCGCGUUUCGGCAGCAACAGCAGCAGCAACAACAACUGCAACAACAGCAGCAGCAGCAGCAGUAAUCCAAGCGCCGCCGCCAAAUGCACAUCGGUAAUUGUGGAGAAGCCGCUGACAUUGCUCAAGAAGACGGAGAAAACGGAGAGCGCAACCAAGAAAUUGGAGCUAUUAAAGAAACAACAGCAGCUGCAAUCUGUUGGCAGCAGCAGCAGCACUGUGGAUGCGAGCAAAAAGUUUGUAGAGCCGGUGCUGCACAAGGAGACGGCAACAUUGAAGGUGGAAUUGCCUGCAGCCUGUUCGCCGUCAUCGUCCAGCUCCUCAUCCAGCUCGUUCUGCUCCAGCAGCAACAAUUCGACGACGACGACGGUCAGCUUGAGCAGCUCCUCAGCGACGCGUUCGUUGCCGGACAUGAGUAAAUUGGAAAUAAGCAGCGGCACAACAACAACAUCAACAGCAGCUGCUGCUGCUGCAGCAACAGCAAUAGCUGCUGCCAAGGAGACCAAAUAUAGUAGCAGCUGCAGUGGCAGCGGCAUCAGUGGCAUCAAGUUGCUCUCGUCGGAUGUGUACGAGUUCAAAGAUACGGAGCCGUUUGAGUUCGAGAAACGAAUCUCGCCCAUGGCGGCCAUGGGCGGUACUGCGAUUGUGCCAGUAACGCUGCCAGCUGUUGUCAGCAGCAUUGGCGCCGGCAGCAGCAGCAGCACCACUACCACUACCACCAGCAGCGGCAACACUGGCAGCAGCAACAUUGGCAGCAGCAGCAGCAAAAAUAUGGCAACAGCAGCAACUGUUGCUGGUCGCAAACAGGCGCUGAAAGCGAACACGAUUGCUUUGUACGUUGAUCAGCAUCAAUUGACGGUGCACGAACAGCGCAACUGUGCCAUGCAUGGUUCAAUUGCUGCUGCCACAGGCAGCAAGGCCAAGAAGCGAAACUCCCCACUAAAAGAAGCCACCCUGCUCUUGGCUGAUAAGCAGCCCAAGCAGCUUAAACUGGAUCAGCAGCAGCAGCAACAGCAGCAGCAGUCAUCAACAGCUACUGCUGCUGACCAAUCCUCGCCAACAGCCAACAGUCCCAGUGGCGUCAAGGCAACGCCAUCUUUGCCGUCAGCCGGCAUAAAGACAACGCCAUCGUCAGCAACCGUUGCUGAUCUAAUGGCAAAGGUGCAGUUAACUCCUGGAUAUGCAACACCCUUCGAUGUGUUGCGCAAAUCGCCCAGUUUUAAUUUAAACAUAACCGCCCUGAAUGAGGAGCUGGCCCAAACGGUGCAGGAGACAACACGCGCUCUAACGGAUGCACUUCAGCCGCCCACAACGCCAGCAACACCACCAGCACCAGCACCAGUUGCCGCAGCAACAGCAGCUGUAAUUAUGCCGACUGCUACUGCUGCAGCAACAACACCAACAAUUGCUGUGCCCAUUUCACCCAAGCUGAGCACACCGCCCCAAGCGAUAGGCGUGGCCAAAACGGGAACAACAACAACACCAGCUGCUGCAGCAGCAGCAGCCGCACAACAGCAACAUAUUGCAGGCAGUCCGUUUAUGGAGACACGCAAUGUUUUUGAGCUGAGCACAUCGAAUGAGGGCAGCGGCUAUAGUUCCGGUGAAUCGAAUAAGGACAACAAACUGGAGAAGCUGGAGAAUGUGAAGAUAUUGCUGGCGGGAGCAGCGGGUCCAUUUGAUCUCGACGCUGUCAAAUAUGAACAGAAGCCCAGUUCCAUAGCGGACAAGGUGCUCAAAGCGAUAAGAAAGAAGGAGGAGUCGGAACAAAGCAAAACCAAAUGCCAAAUGGACACUGAAAAGGACGAACAGCAGCAGCAGCAGCAGCAACAACAGCAGCAGCAGCAACAACAACAGCAACAGCAGCAACAACAGCAACAGCAGCAACAACAACAGCUGCCAAGCAACAUUAAAUUGGAGCACAGCAGCUCGGGCCUGAAGAUGCACAUAUUGAAGAUGCUCAGUGAACCGCUCAAGAUACAAACGGGCGCAUCGCUGCUCAGCGAUCUGCAUCAACGGGCGAGCAGCAGCAACAGUCCGGAGACCAAGUCACUGCUGGACUCCUCGUUGGCGGCCAAAAACAGUGAGCUAAGCGAAACGAUACAGAAGCUCGAGUGCGCCAUACAGCAGCGUAAAACGCCAGUGGCUGGCCAAUCGUUGGCCUCAUCAACAGCUGGCACGCCACCGGUGACGGGUGCCAGUGCGGGAUCGGUUGCUGGUUCCGGUGUCGGUGGUGGCGCAUUGGCUGCGUGCACAAGUUUCUCGGAUGAUGAGUCCAUGGAUAGCACCGAUUCGGAGCAACGGCUGGUCAUCGAGGAUGUUAUCAUUGAGGAGCCGAGCACGAUUAGCGUUUGUGAGCUGAAGAGUCCCGCCUCCGAGGAGGCAUCCAACAGUCUGACAAACAGUCCGCCCGUCCAACUCGAGCCGGAUGCGGCUGGUGGCAGCAAGCAGCAGCUGUCCGGCAUUCAAGCGCCCAUUGCACUAAAGCCAAUGAUGCUGCUGCAACCAGCUGUUGGUCAUUUGCCAUUUGGCCUCAAUUCCUAUACCGCCAAUCCACAAGUAUCCGCAACACAAUUAUCACCAGCAACAGCACCAGCAUCAGCAUCAGGACCAGCCCCUCCACAAUCGCAAUCGCAAUCGCAACAAACACAAUCAGCAUCAGCGCUAACUGGAGCAAGUGGCUCAAUCGUUGUGCCCAUUGUUGUGCCCGAAAUACCCGUCUCUGUUGUGGUCGCAAUGCGUCACAGCCCAGUUAUUGUCUGCACCAGCGACAGUCCGGCGUCGCCACCGCCCGAGGAUAAAAUGGCCACCAGAUACCCGAUGCCGAUCGAUCAUAAAAAUUUGAUCCCCUACAGUCCGCCACGGCUGUCCGAUGAGCUGCCGCCCGACGCACUCAUGCCAUAUCUAGCAUCGCGCGCGCGUCCAUUUGUGCUGCAGCCGGCCAAGGAGGUGACGACGACGACGACGAUGCCGACAACGACGCCGGCACCGGCACCGAUGCGUGUCUCGCCGGCGGCCAGCAGUCCGCUAAUCAGUGAUGCCCACAAUGAGGCGGCCAUUAAUUUGCUAUGCGAGGAGACAAUACCGGGCAGUCCGGCGCCCAACUACACCAGCAAGGAUGAGCUGAUCGUCACGAGCACCGUUGCCGGCCCGGCGGCACCGGCGAACGCAGCAGCAAUAAGUGGAACUGCUGCAACUGGAACAGGAACGGGCACGGGCACAGUUGUCGCCGCCACAUCCGGUGCGAUAGUAGGCGCAGCACAAUCAACGCUAACCAUUGCAGGCAUAGCGCCAUUAUCGCCAGACACUCCAGCGUUGCAGCGUGCAACACCAGUGUCCAGCCAGCUGGUUAGCCAGCCAGCGACGGCUGCUUCGGUAUCGCCCAACAGCUCACCAGACUCGCCAGCCAGCCAGGAUGAGAGCAGUGAGGAGACGGGCAGCAGCAGUCUGCAGUGCGGUGCCACCAAGAAAUAUACGGAACUCGAGAGUAAUGUGCACGGCGCCAGUGGCGGCGGCGGCGGCAACGGCGUUGGCGGUGGCGUAACCAGACGCAAUCGGCGCGCCAAAGCGACUGACACGUCGUCUCUCCAGUCCGCUGCCCAAAUGACAUCAAUCACGGCCACUGAACUGCAUGUCCUGGGCAAGCGGCGCCGCCAGCAAUUGAACAGCAUGCGCAAAACGACGACAACAACAGCUGGUUCGGAUACCGACGAUACUUCCGAUAAUGUUGUCACAUUACAGCGUCAUAGCGCACGCCAGCAACUGCUGCCGCAACAACAACAACAGCAGCAGCAGCAGCAACAACAACUGCAACAACACCAACAACAACAGCAGCAGCAGCAACAACUACACCAACAACAGCAGCAGCAACAACAACAACAACAACAACCACUGCAAAUGCCAACACAAUCAAUUGCAUCAAGUGCAUCAGGCGUUCGACCAUGUCCAUACAACUUCCUUGUUGAAUUGGAUCCCUCGCUCAGCAACGAUCAGUGCGUGUUGAUAUUGCGCAAACAGAUCCAGGAUGUGCGCAAGGCCUACUACACGAUCAAGGGCGAACUGGCUGUCAUCGAUCGGCGCCGCAAGAAGCUGCGGCGACGGGAACGGGAGAAGAAGCAGCAGCAGCAGUUGCAGGGCCAGCAGCAGGGCAAAGUUUGCACCUAAGCAAAGCAAUCCAAAUGCAAUAUAUACAUAUGCAUAUGUAUAUACAUCUAAAUCUAUUUGUAUACAUCUAUUUGUAUGCCUCCAAAUAAUAUAUAUACAAAUUGAAAAUUUGUAAAUUUCGAACCAUUUAACUCGUUCGUUAAACUUAAUGUUCUACUAAACAUUUCUUCUCUUUUUUUUUUGUCUCUCUCUGUAUUUUGUAGAGUAUAAUUAACAAUUAUGUAGCAUUUAAUGGCUUAACGCCCCCACAAAUUGAAGUUUCAAGCCAUUUGAAAAGACAGCUUACAAAUACAUAACUACAUACAACAAA